Messenger RNA from Mustela erminea (ermine), 1771 nucleotides. RefSeq names its product peptidylprolyl isomerase C (gene PPIC). Gene Ontology annotation, molecular function: peptidyl-prolyl cis-trans isomerase activity. Gene Ontology annotation, cellular component: intracellular membrane-bounded organelle. The transcript is spliced from 5 exons. The record is from RefSeq and is a predicted model, not a curated record. NCBI's taxonomy places the organism in Eukaryota, Metazoa, Chordata, Mammalia, Carnivora, Mustelidae. Gene Ontology annotation, biological process: protein folding; protein peptidyl-prolyl isomerization. The coding region runs from base 102 to 740 and encodes 212 amino acids.
CAAACCCGGAGCGCGCAGGCGCAGCGGCCGGGGAAGUCCAGCCACCCGUCCGGGAGGCUGCGGUGGCGCGGGAGCCGCUGCAGCAGCUGCCGGCGCUCGCCAUGGGCCCGGGUCCCCAGCUGCUGCUACCUCUCGCGCUUUGCGUGGGGCUCGGCGCGCUCGUGACUUCUGCGGGGGGCUCGGGCGUCAGCAGGCGAGGGCCCACCGUGACGGCCAAGGUCUUCUUCGAUGUGAGGAUUGGAGACAAAGAUGUCGGCAGAAUCGUGAUUGGCCUCUUCGGCAAGGUUGUGCCCAAGACUGUGGAAAAUUUUGUCGCGCUCGCAACAGGGGAGAAAGGAUACGGCUAUAAAGGAAGCAAAUUUCAUCGCGUCAUCAAAGAUUUCAUGAUCCAAGGAGGAGAUUUCACGAGUGGGGACGGCACCGGUGGUAUAAGCAUUUAUGGUGAGACAUUUCCAGAUGAGAACUUCAAGCUGAAGCAUUAUGGCAUUGGGUGGGUAAGCAUGGCCAAUGCUGGACCUGAUACCAACGGCUCUCAGUUCUUCAUCACCUUGACCAAGCCCACCUGGCUGGAUGGCAAACAUGUGGUAUUUGGAAAAGUCCUUGAUGGAAUGACCGUGGUCCACUCCAUAGAACUUCAGGCAACUGAUGGGCACGAUCGUCCGCUCACCGACUGCUCCAUCGUCAACAGUGGCAAGAUAGACGUGAAGACCCCCUUUGUGGUUGAGAUCUCUGACUGGUGAUACAACGGGUGGAAAACAAGAAACACUGUGGCAGGGAUGUGUGUGUGUGCGCAUGCACAUGUGUGUCUUUUGAGUUUCCAAAGUUACUGUUUUGCUCUGUUUUCUUACCUCUGUGUUUCACUCCCAAUCACAGAAAAGUUCAAAACAUCAACCACUCAGAGAUUAGUUUGCAUGAAUUUUGGUAAAUCACUUGUGUUUAGGGACUUGGCACUUCAAAGACCUCGCCCCUUCCUCCAACGGUGCUCUUUUUAAACUAGAAAACUUUGUAUUGUCUGUUUUUGUUUGGAGAACACAGUCAUUAUCUUGCUGAAUUAAUUGUAAUCCCCAAAGUUGGGGACUCGAAUUAUAUCGAGGAUGCUGAAGAUUCAUCUGAAGAAGGUGGGGACAGUGAUGUUUGUUAUUUUGUAUUCAAACAAAUUCUUUGCAGGUAAAGGGAGAUUUGAUGAGUGUAAUCUGUAAUCUGAGAUAAGUCAUAGGGACUUUUACCUGAUAAAAGGUGCUUUUGUGUCCUAUUAAAUGCUUUUUAUAUAGGUCAACUCUCUUUUUGCAAGUCUUUUUUUUUUUAAGUUAAAGUUCUUUAAAAAAUUGAUGACAAAAAUAUAUGUAUUGUAAUGCUAGCAAUGAACUGAUUAGAGAGGGUUCUAUAAAUCAGAAUGCUAACAUAACUGGAUAAUUUGGGAUAGGAAGGCACAGAAAUGAUGUCUAACCAUAUCCCAAAUACCUGAGCAGAUUAAUUUGCUAAUUUUUACUCACUGUAACAUUUAUACAAAGUUCCCUUGAAUCGAGUUGCAACAAAAGGGCAUUUUUUUUUUUUUUUAACACAAGGAGCAUGAAGAUUUGGACUGUACUUAAACUAGAUGGGAAAGUAGAACCCCACUGUCUUGCUGUAACAUACCUGGCUGGAACAGAGUGCCUGAUCUCUGUUCAGUGGGAGUGAUAUCUUUGAAAACAGCCCCGUUGCUUCUCCUCUAGGACCUGUGGAGUGAGUGAGGACCCCCAGAAUUCCAUCUCGUCAAUAAAAAAAGAAGAAA